Molecule: messenger RNA, 324 nt
Organism: Lactuca sativa (garden lettuce)
Lineage: Eukaryota; Viridiplantae; Streptophyta; Magnoliopsida; Asterales; Asteraceae
Product: NADH dehydrogenase [ubiquinone] iron-sulfur protein 2
Biological process (GO): mitochondrial electron transport, NADH to ubiquinone
Cellular component (GO): respiratory chain complex I
Molecular function (GO): quinone binding; oxidoreductase activity, acting on NAD(P)H; NAD binding
Source: RefSeq, a predicted model, not a curated record
AUGGAUGUGGGAGCAUCAACUCCGUUCCUGUGGGCUUUUGAGGAGCGGGAAAAAUUGUUGGAAUUCUAUGAAAGAGUCUCGGGAGCCAGGAUGCAUGCCGGUUUCAUACGACCAGGUGGAGUGGCACAAGAUCUGCCUCUUGGCUUAUGUCGAGAUAUUGAUUCCUCCACACAACAAUUUGCUUCUCGUAUCGACGAAUUAGAAGAGAUGUCAACCGGCAACCGUAUCUGGAAACAACGAUUAGUGGAUAUUGGUACUGUCACUGCACAGCAAGCAAAGGAUUGGGGAUUCAGUGGUGUAAUGUUAAGAGGUCGUGCGACAUGA